AUGGAAAAGAUUUCUAAAGCGUUCGGAAGUAAGAAAGACGAAGGUCAAGCGCUGCAUCCUUCUGAUGCACCACCCCCAUCUUAUGAGGCUAGCGAGCAGCAACACAACUACGAUCCUUCAGCAGGGCAGCAGCAGAGUUACGGCGGCAAUUUCAGUGAAGGGAAGCAAAACUAUGAUGCUAACGCCAACCACGCUUAUAAUAACAACAAUAACAACUACAAUGAUGGCAAUAACUUCGACUCUUACCAGCCUCAGCCAUCGAACUAUGACCCAAUGCAGGAUCCGAAUGUAAUCAAGGUGCCACCUCAAAAGGUUAACAUUGCUCUGGCUAACCCUCAGCACUUGAACCCUUCGUACCCUCAAUUUCAGCAGAGAGAGCAGGAUAGAAGAAAAUUCGGCCACCAGGACCCUGUCUACAAACAUGGGGCACCAUUGUCCCAGGGCCAUGUAAACCCAAACAGCAAGACUGGUGGUUCUGCUUUUCCAGGGUCCAGUGGUGCAACAUACAAUAAUGCUGCGAACAAGUAA
This is a messenger RNA of Dujonia railenensis, 528 nucleotides long. The record is from the annotation of a GenBank genome assembly. NCBI's taxonomy places the organism in Eukaryota, Fungi, Ascomycota, Pichiomycetes, Serinales, Debaryomycetaceae.